UAUCCUGUUCAUCUUCAACCUGGGAUCAUCUUCAUUUUCUGCCUCAUUUAAUUCUACCCCUGCCUUGCUGAGAAGGUGCCUGGCUUGGAUAUAGUUGUCUAAUCGUUUGCUGCUGGAGACCACUACAAAUUCAUGGCAUCUAGUCACAACUUACCCUCAUGGUUCCACUUUAAAAAACAAAACAAAACACUUUAUUUUCCAUCUUAGAAUCAAUACUGUGUAUUGGUUCCAAGGCAGAAAAUCGUCAAGGGCUAGGCAAUGGGGCUUAAGUGACUUGACCAGGGUUACACAGCUAGGAAGUGACUGAGGCCAGAUUUUUCUCUCUCUAAGUUUGGCUCUCAAUGCACUAAGUCACCCCCUCAGAGAUGCAUGUUAAUCACUUGAUCCCUGUCGAAUUGACUCUAGCAUAGUCUCCAAAGGAGCUGUUUCCAAUCUUUUCUUUCUGUGUCUUUCUCUCUCUUUGUUUCUGUCUAUUUGUCUGCCCCAAUUCUCUACCUCUACCCCAUUCCCACUUUUCUGUUUUGUUGAGAAUUCUGACCCUGGCUGUCAUGAAAUUUCUAGUCUCUCCUCCCUCUAGACCUUGAAACUUCCCUCAAAUCUCUCUUUUGUUCUCAUCUUCAAGAAUAACUUGAUGUGUUCACAGGGCUGCAAUUUUUGUUUGGAAUCUUUGCUUGUCUACACCUCUUCCUAAUGGGUAUGGACAUUUUUCUUGGCACCUUCUUAAGACAAAAGGAUGGGGGCAGCUGAGUGGCUCAGUGGAUUGAGAGUCAGGUCUAGAGAUGGGAGGUCUUGGGUUAAAAUCUGACCUCAGACACUUCCCAGCUGUGUGACCCUGGGCAAGUCACUUGACCCCCAUUGCCCAGCCCUUACCACUCUUCUGCCUUGGAACCAAUACACAGUAUUGACUCCAAGAUGGAAGGUAAGGGUUUAAAAAAAAGAAGACAAAAGGACAUCCCUUGUUAAAGUCUUAAUGACAGGGUCUGUGACAAGGUAGAUUGGACGUUCUGGAGCUGCUCCUUGGCACCUUCCAGGGCAAUGGGUUUCAGUGCCUGUCAUCUACAGAAGUGAGCCAGCAGACCUCAGCCCUUUGGUCUUCUCCCUUUCUUCUUCAGAGACUGUGAAAGAGCUAAAACAGAGGUUAGGUCCUUGGAGCAGAGGGGUGAAUGGCUCUCCCCUCCAGGAGCACUUUCCUUAUCAGUCCUCCUUCCAUGUCUAAGAUGAGACCAGAGAAAUCAUAGCCCCAGAGUCAUUCCCUCCUUGGAACAUGAGAUCUCCUUUUGUGUUGGAGUUUGCUUUGAGCAACCUGAGUAUCUGGAAACACGGUCUGUAAAGUAUAACUUAGUCUCCUAGUCAUAUCAAGUUAGGGCCAUUCUUCCAGAGGAGAGGACUUUUAAUAGUUUGAAUAAGAGACAUUUCAAGUGCCUCGUGUUGGGCAUUUUAAUCAGCUUCUCCAAAGAAAACAGAUUAAAUAAUACAGUAGAAUCCAACGAAAGGAAAAGCAAAAGAAAAAAGGUAACAACAAACACUUUCUUCCAACCCUGCCGACAGUCUUCCCAGUGGAAUCAGUCUAUUCUGAUAAAAGGAAAGAAAGCCUGGUAGGGGGCAGCAGAAUUAGCCUUGGAGGCUAGGCUUUCACUCACUCCAUUUCUGUGAGGGUUUUGUUGUUUUACCUGAAUCUGAACAGCUCUGGCCAGGAGCAGGGAGCCUGACAAAGUUCUGAGUAAACAGCCACAGACAGAUAGGUGUCCCAGAGGCAGCUAGCCAGCCUGGACUUUGCCCUGAUUAAUCACUCCAGGAGAGGCCAGGCAGUUGCAAAGGUGACUGUGAGAGAUUGGGAGAGUCAGGGGACAGGUGGAUGUGGCAGCUGGCCUUUGGCAGUGUCUUCCAGGAAAGGAGAAACAGACCCAUUUGAAGGAGGGCUCGAAAGUUACUGAAGUUGGAAGGUGGGGAUCCGAUCUGAGCUGGUGAAUGCACGGAAGAUAAAGUAGAUAGAACACUGAUUCAAUUGAAACAAAGAGAAACUCUGGAGACAGUUGAAGAUGGAGCCCUGGGUUCCCCCUCCACAGCCCCAACCCCAAGGGAAGCCUGUACCACAGCCUAAGGGGCUUCAGAGGGGUGGCUAUCAUAAGCCCAUCAUCCCUGAGAAAUUCUACCAGUGGUCAGACCUUCGAGGUGGCCCUCCACCAUGGCCAGAUCAGCAGACAGGUUACCAGCAGCCAAGUCAUCUGUAUAGGCCAGGGGGUCAGCGAAGAACUCAUUCUGGGACUGAGUAUUAUGAAGGUGGUUAUCCUGGUCAGCUAUAUCCCAGGUCAGGAUAUGAGAAUCCAUAUCAGAAUCAUCCUCCUAUAAACAAAAGGGAAGACUAUACCUAUGGAAGUUAUUAUCAUGGACACCCACACCUACUGAAAGAAGAACGAGUUCCAAGGCAGGGGAGUCCCUACACCAGGCAUGGAGAUUAUAGGGACCAAAACCCCUACAGUGACUACCAUGAGGAAAGACGGAGCAGCCCAUUUGGAACAAAUGGUGAAAUCCAGUUUCGGUCUAAAAGUUAUGAUAUGUACAAAGAAAAUUCAGUUUCUGACUCUGCUGGGCAAGAAAAGCCUGGGGAAGAAGACCUACAGCAUAGCAAGCUGGAAGGGUCCAAUGAGCUACCAUUGGCCAGCGAGUCCAGUUUGCUCCAGCAGUAUAAGGAGUCGGGUCUUAGCUCCAGCAGCUACGAGCUAAGCCAGUACAUGUUGGACUCUCCUAAUCAAUAUGAUUCUACCCCUUUCAAGACUUGGAGUCCUGUUCAAACAAAAGACGCAGCAGUUGGACCUGUGGACCCUAUGAAGUUCUUCAUCCCUCAUACACCCGUUUGCUUUGGGCCAGGAGGUCAGUUGAUACUGGUGUGUCCCAACUAUCCAGCCGAUGGACAGACAGCACUUGUGGAAGUACACAGUUUGGAGGUUCUCCUUAAUGACACUGGGGAACAAGAGGAGCUAAGAGCUUUCUCAGGACCGCUGAUCAGGGAAGAUGUGCACAAGGUGGAUGUGAUGCUCUUUUGCCAGCAGAAGGCAGCUUUGAGUUGCAAGGCUGAGACACCAAGUGGUAGAGACUUGGCCCUGCUCUGGAAGUUGCUGGUCCUCCUUUGUCGUCAGAAUGGAUCAAUGGUGGGGUCAGAUGUAGCUGAGCUGUUGAUGCAAGACUGCAAGAAGCUGGAAAAAUAUAAGAGACAAGCCCCAGUUGCUAACUUGAUCAACUUGACUGAUGAUGAUUGGCCAGUACCGAGAUCUGGGACACCCAACCUUCUCACUGGUGAGAUCCCACCCAGCAUAGAGACCAAAGCCCAGAUUAUCGAGAAGUUCACUAAACUGCUCUUUUAUGGAAGAAAGAAGGAAGCUCUGGAAUGGGCCAUGAGGAACCAUCUGUGGGGCCAUGCCCUCUUUUUAUCCAGCAAGAUGGACCCGAGGACGUACAGCUGGGUGAUGAGUGGUUUCAUUAGCUCUUUGGCUCUCAACGAUCCCCUGCAGACUCUCUUCCAGCUCAUGUCCGGGAGGAUUCCCCAGGCAGCCACGUGCUGUGGGGACAAGCAGUGGGGAGACUGGAGGCCACAUCUGGCAGUAAUGCUAUCCAAUCAGGCUGGAGACCCUGAAUUACACCAGCGAGCUAUUGUUACUAUGGGUGACACCCUAGCUGGGAAAGGGCAAUUGGAGGCUGCUCACUUCUGCUACUUGAUGGCCCAUAUGCCUUUUGGUCACUACACUGUGAAGACAGAUCACCUGGUUUUGCUGGGCAGUAGCCACAGUCAGGAGUUUUUGAAAUUUGCAACAACUGAGGCCAUCCAACGGACGGAAAUCUUCGAAUACUGUCAGAUGUUGGGACGCCCCAAAUCCUUCAUCCCUUCUUUCCAGGUAUACAAACUGCUUUAUGCUUCCCGCCUGGCAGAUUUUGGUCUCACAUCCCAGGCAUUGCAUUAUUGUGAAGGUAUCAGCUCAGCCCUCCUGAACCAGACAGAGAGCAGCCACCCUGUGCUAUUAGCAGAACUCAUCAAGUUAUCAGAACAACUGAAGCUGUCAGACCCUCUGCUCUUGGAAAGACGUCAUCGAGGGAAAGAUCAAGAACCUGAAUGGUUGGUAAAGCUUCGAGAAAGACAAGAGGAACUUAAGUAUGUGAAAAAGGCAGAAGAAGACCUUGGUGAUCCUGAUUUCAUUUACACAGAUAUUUUAAAAGCCAGACAGACAACAGCAGAAAACUCUUUCUACCAAGAUCCCUAUCAGGGUCAGGGCUACUCAGAACCCCUCAGAUACCCCUCAUUCACACAGCUUCCACCAGAAGGAACAAAUCCGAGUCAGACAAAUAUGCAGCAGCCCCUUCCCUUCCAGUCAGUCCUGAAUCCUUCUGGGGAAGGACCAGGGCAUCCAGGCACAUCAGUGCCUCUUUAUGCCAGUCCAGAGAUGACAAUGACAGUGUCUUCUGUAAAACUGCAGCCAGAGGAAGAUCAGCAGGCACCCCCUCCCCCUGAGGAUAUCCCAGAAUCCCCCAAAUCAUACCAAUACCAGUACCCUGAGAUUCAAAAGGCCUCGGUAACUCCUAGGGUACGAGGUAUUUCGGAGAGUUCCACCAUUUCUUUGGAUGAAGAAAAAGAAGACUCUUCAGAUGAUGAUGAAAAGAAAGCUGCUGAAGAUAAUGAAAAGGGCAAGAAGGAAUCUGGAAAGGAUGAAAAGGGCUCUGGAUUUGGAUGGUUUGGUUGGUUUCGAUCAAAGCCUGCUAAGAAUGUGGAGCCUUCUGUGGAAGAGGACUCCUCUGACAGCCCUGACUCUGAGGAGUCAUCCACUGAAGCUCAGGCUCCCUUGGCUAACACAACCCCCUCUGGACCAUCGAAUCCAUUUUUUCUGUCUCAGCCAGAUGUCAACACUUUCUCUAGAAGUCUAGGUGAGAGUGAAAGAAGAGGAUCCAUGACUAAUAAAAAUCUGCCUGGGAUGGAGGCUGCCCCUCACGAGCUUCAUUUCAAUCCCAGUCGUCUACCUCCUCCUCCCACCUUAGGAAAUGCCGUUCCUCUUUACAAUCCUUCUCAGGUGCCUCAGCUCUCCGUAACCACAAGUGUGAAUCGGCCAAAUCGCCUAGCUCAGCGGCGCUAUCCAACUCAGCAAUGACAGGAAUAACUUAGCACAUCUUUUCUGGACUUUAGUUUUUCUCCCCCAUGGCUGGAACACAAGAUAAUGGUUCUGUCUUUAUAUCUGGCAUAUUUUCUUAACCUCCCAGCCCCAAUGUCUUUAUUUGCCCUCUUGGGAAGCUAUGGGGGUCCUUAUUACCAGAUCAUUAUCUCCACAAAGACACUGGAAGGCCGGGAUUGUGGCCUGGAUCAUUAUUUGUUGAACUGCUUCAAACAAAUAGAAGGGUAUUGCUUCAAAGGGGAUGUGUGUGUAGGAAACCCUUGGUUUAAAAACAUAUUCUUAGUGAGCAGAAAAGUGCCCUGAAAUCUCUCUGUGAUGGUUAUGUCUGUCUCAGGAAACCAAGGAUACACAGAACCAUUUGCUAGAAUCAUUUACACUUGGUGGAGUUAGGAAAUUAACCAUAGGGGAGAAAGAUGGAUUUGCUAUUGAAUAACUUUUUAUCUAUACUUAAGUUCCAAGAUGAAAUUCAUUUUUUUGGUUGUUGUUGUCUAUUUAUUUAAUUAAUUAAUUUAGAAUAUUUUUUCCAUUGUUACCUGAACCAUGUUCUUUUCCUCUCCACCUCCCACUCCCUCCCAUAGCCAAUGCACAAUUCCAUUGGCUUUUACAUGUGCCAUUAAUCAAGACCUAUUUCCAUAUUAUUAUUAUUUGCACUAGGGUUAUUGUUUAGAGUCUACAUCCCCAAUCACAUUCCCAUUGAACCAUGUGAUCAAGCAAUUGUUUUUCUUCUGUGUUUCUACUCCCACAGUUCUUCCUCUGAAUGUGGAUAACAUUCUUUCUCAUAAAUCCCUCAGAAUUGUCCUGGAUCAUUGCAUUGCUGCUAGUAGAAACGUCCAUUAUAUUUGAUUGUGCCUCAGUGUAUCAGUCUCUGUUUAUAAUGUUGUCCUGGUUCUGCUCCUCUCACUCUGCAUCAAUUCCUAGAGGUUGUUCCAGUUCACAUGGAAUUCCUCCAUUUCAUUAUUCCUUUGAGCACAAUAGUGUAACAGAUACCACAAUUUGUUCAGCCAUUCAUCAAUCAAAGGGUAUCUUCUCAUUUUCUUAUUUUUUGCCACCACAAAAAGUACAACUAUAAAUAUUUUUGCACAAGUCUUUUUCCUUACGAUUCCUUUGGGGUAUAAACUCAGCAGUGGUAUGACUGGAUCAAAGGGCAGACACCAAGACUAAAUUUUUAAGAUGUUAUGUAGUUAAAGAGACAGUCUUUGAGUCAGGAAGCCAUAAGUUCAAGUCUUGUCUCUGCCAUCUACUAUCUGGAUGACCCUUGGAAAGUCACCCAAUCUCUUAGUACUCCAAGGAAUUGUCCAACACUGCAGGUGGUAGGUGAAAUACUGAUCUACUUUGCUGUAUGGGAUUUUUAUGCAGGGAGUUUGUCUUCUCGAUUCCAGAACACUGCCACCCCCUUCCUAAAAAUAUCCCAAUAUAAGUUAAGAUCAGGUAUAUGCCAAUAAUGUAAGAUAAAGGCUUCAUGUGGAAGCCUUUAAAAUAUUUCAUUUUUAAAAAUUUCCCUGGCCUUCACUGCUUGGGGAUUUUAUCAUGGUCCCAGCUUCUUAUGUCAUUUCUCCAAGGUCAAUAGUAAUUUCUUAGUUUUGGCAAUUAUAUAUUGUUCUUUAGAUAUUUUCAUGUGGCAAUGGCCUCAUUGUCCUACAGGAGAAUGAAACAAAUAGUUGUUUUUCCCAUUAUAAAACUUUGGAAAGCUUUCCAGUUGAUUAUUUCAUUUGUUUAGCUAACUUAAUGGGAUUAGCACCAUUUUCUUUUUUUUUUUUUACCUCCUAAUGACUGCUUCCUCUGCAAAUUACAUUGAAUUAUCUGUAUUUGUAUUCAUAGGAAGAGAUUCCCAGAUCAAAUAAUCAUGGAUCAAUAGCUAGAAGGGACCUCAGCAGUCAUUUAGUCCAACCUCUCAGUUUACAGGUGAGGAAACUGAGGCCUGGAGAGAUGUAGUGACUUGUCACAAAUCACGAAGAUAGUAAGUGGCAGAAUCUAGAUUUGAACCCAGAUCCCCCUGUUUCUAAAUCCAUCAGUCUUUUUAACCCUCUGGUAUAGAAUGUAAGCCCUUUUGGGGUGUAGAAAGGAAACAAGACUGACAGUUUGUGGGGGAAGGGCCCAACUGGGAGUGGCAGUUGGGUCUUGUGACUAGCACUUCCUUCCUGCAGGGUGUGGCAGUUGGGUCUUGGACUAGCACUUCCUUCCUGCGGGGGUGGUCUUGCUUCCAGGUAUUGGAGGAGAGAGGAGCUUGUUCAGCCCAGUCUGGAGUGGCAUGCUCUUCUUGGUUCAGCCCGAAGACACAGGCUUCUGAAGGUUAGAAUUGUUCUUGUUUGCUUUCUGUCUACUGCUAAGAUUCUGAAUUAGAACAAUGAGAGUAGAAGGGAGUGGGACAAACUCUCUGCCAGCCUCUAGGGCCUGGCCUCAGGUCUGAAACUGUGAAAAAACUCCAAUCCCAACUAGUUAUUAAACAUUAUAUUAUUUGAAUACACGGUCAGAUAAGUGGACUAUCUUUUCUGGUCAUAGAGGGAACUGAACUUCAGUUUCAGUCAUUCAAAGACAAACAGACCUCUUUGGACCCCUACGGUUUACUCUCAGCUGGGGGCAUCUCCCUCCCCUGCUUCACCAAGCAGUGUUUCCUCUCUCCCCUCUCUCUCUCCUCCAUACCCUGCUACAAACCUCCUUUUAUCCCCUGUUUUCCAAUCUUCCUAUUUCCUUUCCCGAUAAGUAUUACAGGGAACAGGAAUGACUUAUUUCAGAAACAUUUAUUAAGUGCCUACUAUUAAGUACCAGGUACUAUGCUAAGGACUUCUAUCCCUCAAGCCUAGCACAAAGGCGGUAAUUCAUAAAUUCUCAUUGAAUUGAUGGGAACUUUUUUGAAAACAGGGUAUGUAGUCUUAAAAUGCUUCUAUUUCUCUUUACUCAGCCUGUUUAUUCAUAGUCUAGUGCUUAGGUUAUUAUAGGCACGGUGGGUCACAGUGACCACAGUCGCCAAAUAAUACCACUGGUUAGAAAAUCAGUAGAUAGAUGGUGGGAACAUAUUUUUUAAGUCGAUUUUCUCAUGAAGAGAGGACGUACCCAUAGCUGUUCCCUUCCAUUUGAUACCUCAAUCCCUCUCUCCUUCCUUUCUUAAGACAUUUUGAAUCCAGAGAGCCAUUGGGAGAAGAUGGGAAUAUCCAAGAGUCCCUCCAUUUCCCACUUGAAACCAAAACUAACAUGGCUCUCAUAGAGAUCAUUUAGCAGUGACUUCCUGUCCUCUCUCUUAGAGGCAACGCCUACUAUCUGUAUUUCCUUGUGGUGGUACCUUACCAAAAACAUGUUUGUGUUUCUAUUGUUCUAUAAUAGCAAUUAUAUAUAUAUAUAUAUACAUAUAUAAUAUAUAUAUAAUGAGUUAUAGAAACAGGUUGGGGUAUGUCAUAAAUAAAGUGUAAAGUAUUAUGUACAAUCUUUUGUAUUUAGAUGUAAUAUUGAUUCUGCUGGAAAAAAGAGAUUAAAUUCACAUAAUUUUAUAAUAAAUGCUUGUUUCUCGUCUCUGAUCUUUGCAAAGGAAAAAGUGUAGGUAAGUGGUCUUAUCCUGACAGGGCUGGUCCUUCAGUUUUUUCAACUCUACUGAAAUGGAGAUGGAAAUGAUUUUAAUAGGGCUGACUAAAUGCCCUAAAAAACUAUUGUCAUAAAGCUUCCACUUUUAGAUCUUAAUUUUAUAGUUAGUCCUAAAGGUGGGGUUUAUUAACUCUUUAAAGGCAAAACAUAACACAAAUACAAAACAAAAAGCUGCCCUUGCAAUUCAGGUGCACUGCCACCCAAUGAUGCUAUUGCACCGUGGAUCCUACAGGUUAAGGAAAGGCAAGAUGGAAGACAGGAGAGUUAGAGAGAUGAACAGGACCUUAGAGAUGGCUUCAUCCAAUCCUUGCAUUUUAUACACAAGGAAAAUUCUGAUCUUUCUUGGACUUGUAUUGUACAAUGGAUUUUUGAUUUCUUGUAUUUCAAAAAUAAAUAUUCAUUGAAAUGA
Messenger RNA from Monodelphis domestica (gray short-tailed opossum), 9135 nucleotides. RefSeq names its product SEC16 homolog B, endoplasmic reticulum export factor (gene SEC16B). The record is from RefSeq and is a predicted model, not a curated record. Gene Ontology annotation, cellular component: endoplasmic reticulum exit site; ER to Golgi transport vesicle membrane. Gene Ontology annotation, biological process: Golgi organization. Lineage: Eukaryota; Metazoa; Chordata; Mammalia; Didelphimorphia; Didelphidae.